Messenger RNA from Sus scrofa (pig), 5213 nucleotides. RefSeq names its product DSN1 component of MIS12 kinetochore complex (gene DSN1). The record is from RefSeq and is a predicted model, not a curated record. Gene Ontology annotation, biological process: cell division; chromosome segregation. Lineage: Eukaryota; Metazoa; Chordata; Mammalia; Artiodactyla; Suidae. Gene Ontology annotation, cellular component: MIS12/MIND type complex.
CCGCCAGCGGCGCAUGCGUCCUUGGCCGGCGGGAGUUUUACUAGGGGCAGGGUUGGCGCCGGCGGGUAUUUAGGGCCGCGGACCCAGACUGGAAAGUAGUAGCGUACUUGCGCGGGCCGUCCGGAAGUAACUCGGCAUCGCGGAGAGAUACCUGAGGCCUUGUGUUUCGAGAACGGAGACUCAGUGCUGGACAGGCGUCGCUUUGAGGGUUCUUCACCCAGGAUGACUUCUGGAUCAGAGAUUGUAGAAGUGCUAGAAGAGGAACCAGUGACGUCUAAGACUCAUGAUCAUCAACUGGAAUCAGAUCCUAACACUGUGGAAGCCUGUAGUAAACCGCCUGCCUCCCUGGAGAUGACCGAAGGCGUUUCGGAGGAACAAAUUCACCUUGGCUCUAGCCCUAAAAGAGGGGGAAGUUGUGAUCUCAGCUACCAGGAAGGACUUCAAGCCAGGCCCUUUCAUUUAUCCCCCCAAGAACAGUCUGCCCAUCGUCAAGACAGGAGGCAAUCCUGGCGGCGAGCAAGUAUGAAAGAAACGAACCGUCGGAAGUCACUGCCUCCCUUUCAUCAGGGCAUCACAGAGCUCUGCAGAUGCAUCAGUGUCAAUGUAGCUGAAAGCAAGCGGCUGGGCUCUCUCCUGCUUUCUAGUUUCCAGUUCUCUGUUCAGAAACUUGAACCUUUCCUAAGGGGCACUGAGGGCUUCAAUCUUGAAAACUUUAGAGCCAAAGCAUCUUCUAUUUCUGAAGAAUUGAAACAUUUUGCAGACAGAUUGGAAAGUAAUGGAACUCUACAAAAAUGUUUCGAAGAUUCAGAAGGAGCAUCAGAUUUGUCUCUUGAAGCAUCAGUGGCUGAGAUGAAGGAAUACAUAACCAAAUUUUCCUUAGAACGUCAGAGUUGGGAUCAGCUCUUGCUGCACUACCAGGAGGAGGCUAAGGAGAUCACAUCCAGAGGAUCAACUGAAACCAAGACCAAAAAUACUGAAGUUGAAGUAGAACCUACAACAUAUCUUGGGUCUUCCCAGAGUGAAGUCCUUAAUACAAAGCCUGACUACCAGAAAAUAUUGCAGAACCAGAACAAGGUCUUUGAUUGUAUGGAGUUGGUGAUGGACGAACUACAAGGAUCUGUGAAGCAGCUGCACGCCUUUAUGGAUGAGAGUACCCAGUGCCUCCAGAAGGUGUCAGUACAGCUCGGGAAGAGAAGCACACAGCAGUUAGAUUCUUCACCAGCUCGAAAACUGCUCAAGCUUCAGCCCCGAGAACAACCAACCGCACAUUGCUCUAAAUCUUGUCAGUGACCUUUUGAAGCUUUACUGCCACAAGGUCCUCUAGAGGAGAGAAAUGGGAAGAAUGCCCCACUACUCAACUGGAUGGCAGGCUGAGCUGUGACAUCUGCCCUGUUGCCUUUGAAGAUUACUGGCUGACUAUGAAGCACUUUGAUUUUUUUUUUAAAGUGAUGGAACUUAGGCAUCUGAAAAAAUGUUAUGUAGACACUUUUUCCAAGAGUGUACAGAAUGAUUCAGACUUCUGCUUUGGAAUGACCUUCAGAACUAGUGGCCUCUUCUUUUAAAUAUCCUUUUUGAUCAGAACCUUUCCUUUUGUGAAGAUGUUUUUCAGGUUUUGAAACAACCCAGAGUCAUUCAGGACCAAAUCCAAUGAAACAUGGGGUCAUUCUGAUUGUAAAGGAAUGAGACUGAUUUUCUUGUGUGGCUUUGAAGUUGAUGGGGGGGGGGUGUCAGGUGGCUGCAUCUGAAGCACAUGGAGGUUCCCUGGCUAGGGGUCAAAUUGGAGCCUCAGCUGCUGGCUAUAGCCAUGGCAACGCCAGAUCCCUAACCCACUGAGCAAGGCCAGGAAUCAAACCUGCAUCCUCGUGGAUGCUAGUUGGGUUCUUAACCCACUGAGCCACAAUGGGAACUCGAAUUUUUUUUUUUUCUUUUAAUGAACACAUGUUGAAGAUUUAUUGACUCCUUGAUGAGAGAAAUUGGUAAGAUGGUAAAAGCUGGUUGAAAGAGCUUGAGGUUGAUUUUUUUGGUAGAAGAGUUGUGAGCAUUGUUUGCAUUAGGUGCAUGCAUGUAUCACUUCACAAAAUGUCCAAAUUGAGGGAAAUACCACACAUUCUCUAUAUCCUGAUGUUUAUAGUGUAUUUUAGCUUUUAAUAUUGAGUCAAAAUCCUAAAUCCUGAAUUUAUGGCAAGAAGAAGUCAAAUAUCUCCUUUCAUCAUUCUCUGUAUUUGUUAACAAUCUACAUGAUAAGAUUAUACAUACUUAAAAGAUUUCCCCAGAGUUCCCGUUUCAUCUCAGCAGUAAUGAAUCCUACUAGUAUCCAUGAAGACUCGGGUUUGAUCCCUGGGCUCACUCAGUGGGUUAAGGAUCUGGCAUUGCUGUGAGCUGUGUAGGUUGCAGAUGAAGCUUGGAUCUGGUGUUGCUGUGCUAUAGGCCAGCAGCUGCAGCUCUGAUUCUACACCUAGCAUGCUAGCCUGAGAACUUCCAUAAGUGUGGCCCUAAAAAAAAAAAAAAAAAAAAAAAAGCUUUUCCUUGUCCUUUGUGUGUGUGUGUAUUUUUAUGAUCACACUCACAACUUAUGGGAGCUCCCAGGCUAGGGAUUGAACCUGAGCUGCAGUUGGGACCUAUGCUACAGCUGUGGCAAUGCCAGAUCCUUUGACCCACUCUGCCAGGCUGGGGCUUGAACUCAUGCUUCUGCAGUGACCCUAGCCACUAUAUUUGGAUUCUUAACCCACCUACACCAUAGCAGGAAGUCCCAGUGUUUGUAUAUAUUUUGAAUGUAUAAAAAAAUUAAAAGGCAGGGAGGUCUUAGCAGAAAAUAGGGUUCUUUGCCAAGAUCUGGAAGUUAAGUAGUAGUGUAGAGAUAUGCCUCAGUGUUAACUACCAGUAAAACACCGACCAAUUUAUUGUUAAUGACUCAUUCUCAAAACCCUUUUCACCUAAUUAUCCAGUUGUUAUCCUGUCUUAAACCUUGGCCUAAGCACCAGUUAGUGAAAGGUGUCAUCUCCUUGCUUUAACCUCUGUUCUUUAUUCUUUCAUUAUAUUUAGAGCCCCUGCAGUAUGCUAUGCAUAGUUCUAGGAACUGGGGAGAGAGCAAAGAACAAAAACUGACAUGGGACUUCUUUUCAUGAUGCUCACUCACAGUCUAGUGGGGACAGGGAACAAGAAAAGACCACUUCUCCACAGAAGUGACAUUUUAGUUGAUUUGAGAAGGAUAAAGGAAUUAUAUGGGGCAGUUAUUUGAGGUAAAAGCAGUAUUUUCAAAGGCCUGAGGAGAGAAUGAAACGUUCUGUAGGAAAAGAAAAAAGGGAGUUCCCUGGUAGCCUAGCAGUUAAGGACUUGGCAUUGUCAUUGCUGUGGUUCGGGUUUGAUCCCUGGCCUGGAAACUUCCACAUGCUCUGAGUGGUGCCAAAAAACAAACCAAAAAAAAAAAAAAGACUAGUAGAGCAUGAAUGCUGACUGCCAAUGUAAGAGCCACCUGAGACAAAGAUAAUGACAAGUCAUUAGAAGGUUUUAAGAGAAGGAGAGGAAUUAUUUUUAAAAGAUCACCCUAGUUGCUAUUUGGAGAAUAGAUAGAAGCAAGAGAUGUGGGUAUGAGAGACCAGUUGGGCUAUUGCAGUUUCCGAGGUGGGGAGAGCCAGUGCUGGGUGUUGGCAGUGGAUGAGUGGGAACAGAGUCUAGAAUAUAGCAGGCAUGUCGCCUAUGUGUUAAAAGUGUAAGUCUGCCACUUGAUAACUGACUGAGAAAAAGUUAUUUAACCUCUAACCUGUAAGGUUGAAAGAACGAUAGAAUCUUUAUCACAGAGAUGCUAUAUGGGUUAGAUUAAAUACAGUAAGUUUAAAACAGUGGUAGCAAUAUGAUGGGGGGUGGGAUGGGGGAAUAGCUCUAACAACUGGGUGAAUAAUAGAUCAGUUAAUGAGAUGGGAAAGCUAGUAGCUCAACUUGAGUGCCAAACAAGUCACCUAGACUGUUGGAUAUACAGAUGGAAAACUGGGUAGAGGAGUUCUCAUCGUGGAGCAGCGGAAACGAAUCCAACUAGGAACCAUGAGGUUGCGGGUUCGAUUCCUGGUCCUACUCAGUGGGUUAAGGAUCUGGUGUUGCCGUGAGCUGUGGUGUAGCUUGCAGACGCAGCUUGGAUCUGGCAGUGCUGUGACUCUGGCAUAGGCCGGCAGCUGUAGCUCCAAUUCUACCCCUAGCCUGGGAACCUCCAUAUGCCUCGGGUGUGGCCCUAAAAAGACAAAAAUGACGACGACAGCAACAACCAAAAAAACCUCGGUAGAAAAACCUGGACUAGAGAUAAAAUUUAGAAGUUAGUUAUACUGGAGUCCCCGUCAUGGUGCAGCAGAAACAAAUCCAACUAGGAACCACGAGGUUGCGGGUUCAAUCCCUGGUCCUACUCAAUGGGUUAAGGAUCUGGUGUUUCUGUGAGCUGUGGUGUAGGUUGCAGGCGUGGCGGGGUCCUCCGUUGCUGUGGCUCUGGUGUAGGCUGGCAGCUACAGCUCCAAUUCCACCCUUAGCCUGGUAACCUCCAUUAUGCUGCAGGUGUGGCCCUAAAAAGACAAAAGGAAAAAAAAAAAGUUACUGAUAUCUAGUUAUUAAAGCAUUAAGAAUAAAUAAUAUUGUCCAGAGUAGAGUGAGAAGGGACACUGGACAGCUCUGAGGAAACCUUUUUAAAAUCAGAGUAAUUGCCUACUCUUUCUGAAGCAGAGUAGUGUAAUGGAAAAAGUGUAGAAGUUCCCGCUGUGGCACAGCGGGUUAAGGAUUAGGCGUUUCGCCAGCUAUGGCUCAGGUCACAGCUUCUGCUCAGGUUCGAUCCCAAAAGAGUAUAAGCGUUUGGAUCUUCAUCCUUGUCCUUGAUUUCUUUGCCUGUAAAAUGAGGAGAGAUCUGCUCCCUCUAAAGGUGAUUGUACCUCCCCCCACUGUAUUUAUUGUAUUUGUUUUGUUGUAAAAAUUUGUUUAAACUCAAAGUAUGUUUUUGUGUUUUCAACAGCUAUACCAGAUAGAGCACAAAAAAAGGAAUAAUACUUAAGCUCUGAGCAUUCUGCAUGCAUUCAGACCAUAACUUUUUGUCAUUAUAGAUGGGGAACUCGGGCAUGGAGGGACUUAAUCAUCUAACCUAGAAGGUGUGGAUAGGAAUGGAAGGUCAACUAGAACCAACAUAGCACUCAGUACAUGUUAACAGACAUAAAUCAUAUAAUAAAAAAGGCUGUGCUUUUUUA